Cladocopium goreaui is the source of this 3048-nucleotide messenger RNA. NCBI's taxonomy places the organism in Eukaryota, Dinophyceae, Suessiales, Symbiodiniaceae. The record is from the annotation of a GenBank genome assembly.
GUGGAGAGCUCAUGGCCUUCGUAUGUGAAGCAGAUCAUUUUCUGGAUCUUCUGCGGUUUCGGCUUCAGCGCUUUCGUCUUUGUGAAUGCAGUGGGGUCAGCGGCCGCCAGCUGGAGCUAUGGAUAUUUCCUGGAGUACAUGCUGUCGGUCGACAAUCUCUUCGUAUUCCAGCUGGUUUUCAAAGCCUAUGCCACUCCCGAAGGGCUCCACAUCGAACGUGCACUCUUCUGGGGGAUCUCUGCCGCCAUCCUCUUGCGCUUGGCGUUUUUCGGGCUUGGCACCAGCCUGUUGGCCAUGGGUUUCUUUGCCAAGUUGGCCUUUGGCCUUCUGCUCAUCUACUCCGGAAUCAAGGCAUUUUGGGAUGAUGACGAUGAAGCGGAUCCCAGCAAGAACCUCUUGGUACGCUGUGUGGCUCGACACCUGCCCCUCCAUGACAAGUAUUCGGAGGAGCCGCGUUUCUUCGUGCGGGUGAAGGUUGAGGGCCUGGAAAGUGCUGCAGAACCAGCACGGGAGGGGGCGAAGAUUAUUGGAAAGAGCAAAGAUGAGGUGGAAUUGCAUGGCAUGAUGGACGUUGAUGACCCGCAGCAUCCUGCUGCCAGUAGCCUCAAGGUCACCCCACUCUUCCUGGUGGUGUUGACGCUGGCCUUCAUCGACGUCAUCUUCGCAGUCGACAGCGUCACGGCCAAGGUGUCCUCGGUGCAUGGCUUUGAUCCCAGAGUCAGUUUUUUCCUGAAUCUCUCCUCAAGCGCUUUUGCCAUGUUUGUGCUGCGAAGCCUUUACCUCGUCGUCGAUAUGCUGACGCAGUCCUUCCGAUUCCUAAAGUAUGGGGUUGGGAUCGUGUUGGUCUUCAUUGGCAUCAAACUCAUCAUCUCUGGUUGGUAUGAGGUGAGCAUGACACUUUCUUCGUUGCUGAUUGUGGGCUUUCUGCUGUGUUCGAUCGUGGCAUCGUGCCUCCCUUGCUGCAAAGAGGAGGAUGUGGAGGAUGUUGAGCUGGACGAAGCACAGCCACAAGAGGUGGACGGAGAGGUUUUCGUUAUUGAAGACCUGGAAGAGCCAACGAGCUGUACCUACCAAUGGACGGAGUGCGCGCAGUUCUGCUUGUCAUGGCCUCAGAAGGAAUUUGAGGCAGUUUUUGGUGCUGCUCGCUGCCUUGAGACGAUCAUUCUUCCAGAAGGUGAACGGAACUCGGAAGAGGAUCGAACCCAGCUGCUGGCGAGCAUGAUGCAGGGAACCACGGCGAUCCUGGCGUCCAAGAUGGGUCUGCAGGAUCAUGGCUGCUACCACGAGCUGUGCCGCCUGCUGGGGAAGAUCAACGCAACUCACCAGCUGAAUGAGCUCUGUGCCAAUGAGCAGUUCCAAGCUUGGAUUGAGCAGGUCUAUGGCUUCACCAUGGAUAGCCUGCGCAGAUGGGAGGUCAUGCCCAACUCCAAGCACUACCUCUUGGGCUUCUGGGCUGCCAUGGUAAGCCCGGUGAUUCUGCUUCAGGAAAAGGCGCCGAAAGCCCUGGAAAGCUUCAUCCAGCAGGUCACCGUGGCCUACGUGGAGUCGCGGCUCUUCAUGGCCGAAGCCUCGGCGGAUCCCAACGCCACCAACGACUGGGACGACCCCUUGGAGGAUGAGGUUCUUCGGGCGGAACAGCUGGAAGUGCUGUCCAACUUGGGUCGAUGUAGGUACCAGGACACUGCUCAGCACAUCAUGAAGCAUUUUGAGGAAACUUCCAGGCUUGGACAGCAGAACCUGAUUCCUCAGCAAGUCUUCGAAAAGAAGAUGACGUGGCUCGUCUACAUGAUGGGUGCGCUGGUGGGUGGCCAUGCAUCAGCCAAGGCCAACCGGACAGACACAGACUGCGCGCCGACGCACGUGGUGAAUGGUGAGUUGGCCGGACGGAUUUUCCGCUUGGUGAACCUCACCGUUCAGCAAAAGCAAACCUGCGAGGGAUUAGAGAUUGCGUACUUGUACUUCUUGGAGCAGUUCCGAAAGUUGUAUAUCGGUGAGCACGCGAAGCAGGUGGUACAGCAGCAGGUGAAUGAGCGCCUGGCUACGGUGCUGGGUCUGGAAGAUGAGAACGCGGUGCUGGGUCUUCUCAUCAACAAGAUUGGAAACAACCUCCAGCAGAGAUAUCAGAUCGAGUCAGUGGUCAAGAAGACACUGGCGCUUUUCCAUGAGCUUGCUGCUGGCAUCAACAUCGUUCAUACAUCAGAUCGCUCUCCGCACCUGAUUGUGUGCGGCCGACUGCUGCUGAAGAACGAAAUGGUGAAGUACAUUCUGAGCAAUCACGCCUCUCCGGAGUUCGGAUUCCUGACUUACAGCUUGCAAUACGGGAAGUACAGAACUAUGUACUAUCACACUCUGGGCAAGCUGCUCUUUAUGGACAUCAGAGACAACAAGGAGGCCUUUGAAAAGUUCAUGGAGCCGCAAGGUCUGAUUCUCACGCAACUCUGGCAGCAGAGCUGCCAAAAUCCACAGUUGCUACGACAGGACCAUGUGAAACCAGCCUUGAUCGGCUUGUGUCGCGACCUGCGCGGUAUCGGCUUAGCCUGUACCAGCUGCGAGCCAUACUCGAUGCUCUUUGAUUGGCUGGUGGACAACCCCAAGAACCCCUCGAUCAAUCGAGUGAAUCUCUUCUCUCGAGCGCUGGAUGCCUGGUGGGAUGAUCCAGAGGUGACAACGCCUUUGUUGAAGUUCAUGGCUGAAUUCGUCCACAACAAGGCUCAGCGAAUCACCUUCGACCAGUCCUCGCCCAACGGCAUUCUUCUUUUCAGAGAAGCCUCCGCCAUUCUGGUGACCUAUGGUACCAGAAUCCUGCAGCGCACGCAGUUCCGUGACGUCUAUGUGGAGAAGUACAAAGGCAUUGGGGUCUGUUCGGGGCCUCAACUUGGAUCAACUCUGAGGCUUUUCACCAAAAUAUGGGGGAUUUCACCAACACAAUUUGGUUAUAGAAUGGGAAUGAAUGGGAUGGAUAACCACUACUCAUAUUGGGUGUGUCUGAAAAUGGGGGUUAUAUCAUGUUAUAUCCCCAAUAGCCAUGGCUAUUGUGGAAGAGAAUGA